GUUCGUUACUGGAUUUAGCAACAUGUCUAUCAAAUUAAACGCUCUUUAUAGCGACUCAUACAUUGAUGUUAGUCAAUACAGAGACCAACAUUUUAAGGGCAACCGAUACGAACAAGAAAAACUACUCAAACAAAGCUGUACGCUAUACGUGGGAAACCUUUCAUUUUAUACAACAGAAGAGCAAGUCCAUGAGCUGUUCUCCAAAAGUGGCGAUGUGAAGAGAAUCAUCAUUGGCUUGGAUAAAGUGAAGAAAACAGCAUGUGGAUUCUGUUUUGUAGAAUAUUACACCCGUGCAGACGCUGAGCACGCGAUGAGGUUUAUAAAUGGCACUAGACUAGACGACAGGAUUAUCAGAACCGAUUGGGAUGCGGGGUUUAAAGAAGGGAGACAGUAUGGUCGCGGGAAAUCAGGUGGUCAGGUCAGAGAUGAAUAUAGGCAAGAUUACGACCCUGCCCGAGGUGGAUAUGGCAAAUUAGCUCAAUUGUAAAGAACACCAGAGACCCGUCAGAAAUUUUAAAUGACCAAUUUGGCUUUAAAAUGGACAGAAUGAAUUGGAAGACUUCUUUUUUUAAAUGGUAAUGUUAAGCGUUGAUUUAAAUGUUAGCUGUUGUUGCCUGAUGGAGACAUUCAGGAUUGGCUUACAUUCAUUUAGUUUAGAAAUGAGUAUGUUGUACAUAUAUU
This is a messenger RNA of Chanos chanos (milkfish), 681 nucleotides long. It is a transcript of the gene ncbp2, whose product is annotated as nuclear cap binding protein subunit 2. The coding region runs from base 23 to 487 and encodes 154 amino acids. The record is from RefSeq and is a predicted model, not a curated record. NCBI's taxonomy places the organism in Eukaryota, Metazoa, Chordata, Actinopteri, Gonorynchiformes, Chanidae. The transcript is spliced from 4 exons. Gene Ontology annotation, biological process: mRNA cis splicing, via spliceosome. Gene Ontology annotation, cellular component: nuclear cap binding complex. Gene Ontology annotation, molecular function: RNA cap binding.